This is a messenger RNA of Dendrobium catenatum, 922 nucleotides long. RefSeq lists its product as uncharacterized. Bases 74 to 727 code for a protein of 217 amino acids. The transcript has 7 exons. Gene Ontology annotation, molecular function: protein binding. The record is from RefSeq and is a predicted model, not a curated record. Lineage: Eukaryota; Viridiplantae; Streptophyta; Magnoliopsida; Asparagales; Orchidaceae.
ACUUUGAAGUGUAAAAUAAGUAUUUUGGUGGCUAACUCCGGCCAAAAUCUUGUUCGGCAAAGCCGGAAUCUCAAUGGCCGGCGACGAGACGGACGUUGAGAUCACCGUCAAGACUGUCGGACCAGUGCGACCUUUUCGGAUUCGAGUGCCAGCUGAAAUUAAGGUCGGUGAUCUGAAAAGAUUCGUGGCUGCGGAUCGCUGUCUUCCUGUUGAGCGAUUGAAGCUGAUCCUCCAUGGAAAAACCCUUCAAGAAAGGAACAAUGGCGGCAGUGAAGAUGUGCGCGUUAGAUUGCAAAACGGGGAUUCACUGAUGGUUGCUGUAAUGCCUAGACCUCCUGCUAAACAUCUCUGUGAUGAUUAUGAUGAUGAUGAUGACGACUUGUUCCACAUUCCUCAAACGGCAACCUGGUGGAAGAGAAAACUCUUUUAUCUCCUACAUGAAAGAUUGAGAUUACCUGAUAUGGUGCUGGUCGCAAUUUUCUCUAUCAGUCUUAAGGCAUGGGCUGGUAUCGUUCUCUGGUUUUUGUUAGCCCCAGUUGCGCAUAGAUGGGGUGUUGGGCCUUUAUAUAUACUUGGGACAGGUUUCUUAGUGAUACUUCUGAAUCUUGGAAAGAAACCACAUGGUGAACUUAGUGCAUAUUCCAUAUUCAAUGAAGAUUUCAGGGAGCUUCCUGGCACACUAAAUGCCGAUCGUCUCGAUCGCGACAUCAGAGCCGGACAGUUCUGAGCCAUCUGACUUCCAUUCAAAUGAUAAUUGAGCUGUACAGUUAGUCCCAUUUGCAAGCUAACAUCUCAUGUGAUUUGUAUUUUUUUGCAAAAUAUAAGCUAAUAAUGCUUGAAUGGCACCUGUGUUUGAGUGUAAGUCCAGACUAAAACAAGGGCAAUUUGAACUAAAUUCAAUGAAUUUCAGGCAAUUUAAUCA